Messenger RNA from Morus notabilis, 1107 nucleotides. RefSeq lists its product as uncharacterized. NCBI's taxonomy places the organism in Eukaryota, Viridiplantae, Streptophyta, Magnoliopsida, Rosales, Moraceae. The transcript has 3 exons. The coding region runs from base 1 to 1107 and encodes 368 amino acids. The record is from RefSeq and is a predicted model, not a curated record.
AUGUCCAUUCCUCAUAAAACUAUAGUUUGUUCCAUUUCUUCAAAUGUUGAACCUACCACUUUUACUGAGGCUGUUGCUGUUCCAGAGUGGCGUGAAGCCAUUGUUCUCACUGCUAAAGGUUUCAAGCAGUCAACUACAGACAAUUCAUUGUUCACUAAAAUUCAAGGCUCUUCAUUUAUAGUUCUUUUAGUCUAUGUUGAUGACAUUGUGAUUGCUAGCAAUGACUUGAACUAUGUGACAUCUUUCAAACAGUUCCUUGACAACAAAUUUAAACUCAAGGACCUUGGAGACUUGAAAUAUUUUCUUGAACUUGAGGUUGCUACGUCUGCUAAAGGAAUCUCAAUUAGCCAGAGACAUUAUGCCUUGGAACUUCUCUUGGAUUCAGGACAUCUUGGCUGCAAGACAAGGAAAACACCCAUGGAUGGUGAUGUGAAGCUCUCCCAAAAUGAUGGAGAAGCACUGGAAGAUCCUUCCCAGUAUAGAAGAUUAAUUGGAAAAUUGUUGUAUCUCACUAUCACACGACCGGAUCUCUCAUAUUCAGUGAAUCGGUUAAGUCAAUUUCUUGCUAAUCCUAAAGUGACUCAUUGGCAGGCAGCUUGUCGUGUUCUACGAUACUUGAAGGGCACGUUGAAAGCAUUUGCUGACUCAUAUUGGGCUACUUGUCUUGAUACAAGAAAGUCCAUUAGUGGUUUUUGUGUUUUCAUUGGAGACUCACUUGUCUCAUGGAAAUCUAAGAAACAACAGACAGUGUCAAGGUCUUCCACAGAGGCUGAAUACCGAUCCAUGGCAAAUGCAACUUGUGAGAUCAUCUGGCUGCUCUCCCUUCUCAAGGAUCUGCAUGUGGAUCACCAUAAACCAACAGUGUUGUUCUGUGAUAACCAUGCAGCUUUGCAUAUAGCGGCCAAUCGUGUUUUUCACGAGCGUACAAAACACAUAGAAAUCAAUUGUCACCUUGUUAGAGAGAAGAUUCAAGCUGGUAUACUAAAGACGCUGCAUGUUUCUUCACAACAUCAGUUAGCAGACUUGCUAACAAAGCCUCUAUUUUCUGGACAAUUUCAUGCUCUACUUGGCAAGAUGGGAAUUCAUAACAUCCAUUCUCUAUCUUGA